AUGAUUAUCACCAGUUUUAUAACCCUCAUUAUUAACCCUAUAUUUCUUGCAUUUUAUAUGGAUGAAAAGAAACAAUGGUACAUAUACAGUAAUAUCUUAGAUGGUAUUAUUUUAUGCGAUGUCAUUAUGUUUUUUUUUACUGGAUAUUACGAUCAUUGGAAAAGUAUUGUUAUUUUAGAUCCAUAUAUAAUAGCAAGAAAAUAUAUCAAAAGUACAUUUAUAGUGGAUAUUCUACCUGCUAUGCCAUAUCAAUUAAUUAAUUUUAUAGUCAAUAAAUCAGCUUGGUAUUUUGUUAUACUCAACUUAGUAAAGAUUAUUAGGAUACGAGCGAUUAUUGUUUAUUCUCGAAGACUCUGCUCUAUAUAUCAGAUUAAUCGUCAAUGGUAUAAACUAUUCGAAAUGUGUAUUAUUAUCAUCAUAUCUGUACAUUGGGCAGCAUGUCUUGAAUAUUACAUACCAUUGAUAGUGUCUAAUGUUUUGGGGAGAAACAGAGGGUCAUGGAUUGAUUCUGAUGCUUUAAAGGAGAGAGGAACAAAUUUUCAUAAAUAUCUAAUAUGCUUGAACAGAGCUACUAUUGCUCUAGUUUGUUCUGCUCAUUAUUUAGACAUGAAAACACCAGAUGAUAUGUUAUUUAAUAUUAUAUUAUCAGUUAUGGGUAUGCUUGGCUUUAUUUUUGCUUUAGCACAGAUUAUGCAGUUUAUAAAUACAUUACAAUCAGCUACUAAAACACAUUAUAAACAUUUUCAACAAUUACAAGAAUAUAUAAAAUAUAAGCAGUUACCAUAUAAUCUACAACAUCGUAUUUUAGAAUAUUUUAAUUAUUGUAGCAAAAGAAAAUUUACUACAUAUCAACAUAUAAUACAUCAAGUUUCCUCUUAUCUGCAAGAGGAACUUAUCUUACACACUUAUAUGAAAUUUAUCAAUAAUGUGCCAUUAUUUCAAUAUAUUCCAGAAUCUGUUAUGUCACAGUUAAUAAAUGUAUUAAACUUUGAAAUUUAUUUAGAGAAUGAUAUAAUAGUUAAAGCUGGUGAAGAAGGAGAUGGACUCUAUUUUAUUGCAUCUGGCACAGUUGCAAUCUAUAACAAUUUAUGGAAAGAGGUUUGUCAUUUAGAAGAUGGAACAUACUUUGGAGACGUUUUUUUAUUCCUGAAAAGUAUGCAUCAUAGUGUUAAUAUUGUUGCCAUAGAAAUUUGUGAGAUUUAUAUAUUACAAAGAACGAAUUUUCAACUCAUUAUGGAAUCCCAUCCAGAUUUAUUUAACGUUUUGUAUAAUGCAGUGUCAAAGCAUGUAAACAAACCUAGUCUAUGAUAACUUCUAUUAAGGGUUGAAACAUUAUUUGAUCUAUAACUAAUCAAAAGAGUAAGUAACUACCUUUGCAAAGGCAGAGAAAUAAGAAGAUAAAAGAAUAAUUGUUAUUGUGUUAUAGCUUUAAUAUUUUACAUUUGAUCUAAUAUGAUUUGAUUAUAAUUUAAUUUAAUGUGCAGCUAAAUAAAAAUCUGAUGUUUAGAUUUUA
This is a messenger RNA of Vespula vulgaris, 1513 nucleotides long. RefSeq names its product potassium/sodium hyperpolarization-activated cyclic nucleotide-gated channel 1-like. NCBI's taxonomy places the organism in Eukaryota, Metazoa, Arthropoda, Insecta, Hymenoptera, Vespidae. The coding region runs from base 1 to 1308 and encodes 435 amino acids. The record is from RefSeq and is a predicted model, not a curated record. The transcript is spliced from 7 exons.